Messenger RNA from Aspergillus chevalieri, 2751 nucleotides. RefSeq names its product UBA/TS-N domain protein. The record is from RefSeq and is a predicted model, not a curated record. Gene Ontology annotation, cellular component: intracellular membrane-bounded organelle; vesicle; cytoplasm. Gene Ontology annotation, molecular function: clathrin binding. NCBI's taxonomy places the organism in Eukaryota, Fungi, Ascomycota, Eurotiomycetes, Eurotiales, Aspergillaceae. Gene Ontology annotation, biological process: clathrin-dependent endocytosis; clathrin coat disassembly. Bases 1 to 2751 code for a protein of 916 amino acids. The transcript is spliced from 2 exons.
AUGGACGACCUCAGCGGCCUGAGUUUUACCCCCAGCUCGUCCAACGAGCCCAAAAAACCGCCACCCAUGAGCUCCAGCACGCUAUUCCCUGACGUGCGGCGCAAUGACAACUCUGGCAGGACCACGCCUCUAUCCACCUCCUCCGGACGCUCGAACACCCCUUCCAAGCCGGCAACCCCGGCCGGCGACAGUUUCGCGAACCUCGUCUCGUUCGGCCCCUCCAAUCCCAACAAAAACCUAUCUCUUGCCGAGCAACAGAAGCGACUACAGGAGGAAAGGGCCAAGAAGGAAGCGGAGAACAGAAGUCGACUUGAAGCGCAGUACGGUGCGCAGAAUAAUCAGUUUUGGGAUACUCUGGAAAAGGGGGGCAGCAAGCCUGCACCUACUCCCUCUCAACAGCCACAAUCUCCCGAUGAGGAUGACAUUCUAGCUGCCUUCAACGCCGCUGCGCCGGUUGACGCAUCAACGCAUUUCCCAAUUCCCAGUCAUAGCCCGUCUCCUCAUGUCGGAAUGACCCGGGUGCAGCAGCCAGUUCCCAAUCAACAAGCCCCUCCGGCACAAGAUCCCAUGGCCAUCUUUGACGAUGACGAUCCGUUCGGUCUCGGUCAGAUGCCUUCUAAGCCGGCCCCAGCACCGGCCACCGCACCCCAGACUGCGCAGGACGACGACGACGACGAUUUUCUUGGAGAACUUAAUAAACCCGUUACUGAAUUCUCGCGACCGGAACUGCCACCUAAGCCUAAAGCCCCCGAACCUGGGCCCGAACCCGAGCCCCAGGCCCGAGCUCCACCCAGGCCAUCAAGCGGAGUAGACCGGGCGAUUGCAGAACUCGUGGAUAUGGGAUUUCCUGCAGAUAAAGCGAGUCAAGCGUUAAGCACGACUCCUUCGGGGACUGACGUCCAGGCGGCUGUUGGCUGGCUUCUUACCCAGGCGCACGAGGAGUCUCGACAGAAGACUGGUCGGAGGUCGAGGCUUGAGCCUCAACCUAGUGAAUUGGAACGGAGCAGAGAAAGAGGUGGAGGGAGAGAUCCGUCGUGGAUGAGAGAGGAGAGACCUACUGUGACCAGAACCCGCAGCGACAACAGAUCACCUGCGUCUGCGGAGAAAGAUCCCGCUCAACUUGCUGCUAGUUUUGGCAACAAUCUUCUGAAAACUGCUGGCUCUUUGUGGAAGACCGGGAGUAAACGGAUGCAGCAGGUGGUUCAGGAUUUAAAUGCGGAGCAUGAUCCCAACCAACCCCGGUGGAUGAAGGAAGCCGCUGCUUUUGAGGAACCGCUUCCGCAACCACGUCCUCGUGGUGGUCAGCAGCCCUCUGAGCCUCCUCAAGGAAAUGUCCCAGGGAUGACCGACGAGGCCCUCCUUCUUGAAUCAGGGGGUGCUCCUCCUCGUCCGCCUCGCAACGUUCCAUCCCGCAACCCCUUCCAGCAGCAUGAUGAACCGCGUCCGACUGGCAGCAGCAGUGAUCUCCGAAGCCAAGCUUCGUCCCGGGAAAGACGUGAGCCGCAGCCCUCAUUUCUUCGACAGCAGACAAGGGAGGAGUCGAGAGAUUCUAGAUCUCGCCUGAACAAACUUGCAGUGGAGGAGCAGUCGGCACAAGCAUAUGUCAGUCCUGCUAGAAGGAAACGGCCAGUUGCGCAGUCGCCUGUGCCUGCACCUGAACCAGCUGUGGAUCUGUUCGAUUCGCCCGCACCCACAAACCGUCCAACACCAAAACCAUCUCCUUCCCCGGCCCCGCCGUCGCGGCCUUCUACUACGCCUUCCAGCACUGCUUCUCUGCCCACACGGCCCAAGGCACCUCCGCGGUCGAUACCUCCUGUUUCCCAAGAAGCUCUUGCUUCCACCAACCGGCACCGCACCAAAGCAGCAGAAGCUUACAAGAGAGGUGACUACGCAGCAGCCCAUGAGAGUUUCGCGACAGCCCUCACGAUGCUACCCGACAGACACCCAAUCACCAUUAUCAUCCGUAGCAACCACGCAAUGACAGCCCUGAAAGUUGGCGAACCCAAAUCCGCCAUCACCGACGCCGACGCAAUGCUCGACCUAAUCGGCCCUUCCAAAGGCGAAAACGAACAAAUCGACCUCGGCACUACCGAACCCCCCAAACCAAUGAAAGACUUCUUCGGAAAAGCCCUAAUGCGCAAAGCAGAAGCCCAAGAACAACUCGAACGUUGGGCAGACGCCGCCAAGACAUGGAAACUAGCAAUGGAAACCGGCCACGGCGGCGGCCAGAGCAUCCAAGGCCGCAACCGCUGCGAGAAAGCCGCUGGAAUCAGCAAACCCACGCCGCCCAAGGCCUCCACCCCCGCGAGAAGACCCCCAGCACCGACGCCCAAGAAACCAUCCGGCCUGGCCGAUCUCACCGGCCCCGCCGCGUCUCAAAACUCCGAAGCAGUCAACCGCCUCCGCGAAGCAAACCAAGCCGCCGAACGCGCGGACGACGAAAAAUUCGCGCUCUCUGAAUCCGUCGAUGCACGACUGGCUGCUUGGAAGGGCGGAAAACAGGAUAAUCUCCGCGCGCUGCUGGGUAGUCUGGAUACAGUCCUAUGGCCCGAGGCGGGGUGGAAGAAGGUUAAUAUGUCCGAGUUGAUCAUGCCGAAUAAGGUGAAGAUUAAUUAUAUGAAGGGGAUUGGGAAGGUGCAUCCUGAUAAGAUUCCGACGAAUGCAACCACCGAGCAGCGGAUGAUUUCUGCGAGUGUGUUUGCGACGCUGAAUGAGGCGUGGGAUAAGUUUAAGAGGGAGAAUAAUCUCUGA